UAUAACUAAAUCUAAACGGUUUCCCUUUUUUUCUGUGGCUGCACUGGGUUUUUAGCUGCUUUCUAGAAAGCACUAUGUACUCAUGUUAACCGUAAUUUUCCCCCUGUAUUGAUCUGCGCUGUGUCUUCUGUGGAUUGUAAUAUGGCGGUUGGCAACCAUCUGGAUUAGAGUGUUGGCUCUGCUUCGCUAUUGGCAGAACGAGAGCGAAUAUUAACAACAAGGGGGUGGUAGUCUACUUGACCGCCUUACGGCGGGAAGUUGGUUAACCCCGGCAAUGUUAAUAUACUGUAGCUUUAGUCACUGCACCUGCAUACCGCUAGUGCUGUUCGAGUUCGGUUAUAGAUUUCCAGGACGAAAAUGAGUCUUCAGCUAUAACUAAUUAAUCAAGAUGAAUUUCCGCAGUUGUCUGAGUGUUGCAGUCAUCUGGUUCCUGUCUUCCAGCCAGUUGAGCUCAGGGCCACACUUGUCUAUACUUUAUCUUAGUGUAACCAGAGGGUCCGUAACUAUACCAAUAACUGAUGGCUGGUGUCCAGAGUCGGACUUCGGAUUAUACACAGAGAGAAAGGGCCCAGUGGUCACGUAUGAGAACAACGUGCCCACUGAGGGGCCAAAUUAUCUGGGCAGGAUCCAGCUGAUGAACAUCUCCAAUGGCUGUACUGUUGUAAUUCACAAUGUAACCAAAGAAGAUACAGAGACAGUUUAUUAUACAGACGGUCUUCCAGGUCAACUGAGAAUUGCACUUAAAAUGACAAAUAGCACUGAGGGUUCAAUCACCAUAGCAGCCGCGCAACCAUCUUCAACCACACCAGGAGGGAGUAUUGAGAGUUCAGCCUCCCAACCAUCUACAACCACAUCAGGUCUACAUGUGGAACAGCUUGCUGGGCUGGUGUCAGUAGGGGGGCUGGGGGUGGUGGUGGUGGUGGUGGUGGUAGUAGUAGUAUGCAUCAGAAAAAGAAAAAACAAGUUGAAGGAAGAACCUCCCUUGGCCGAGCUCCAAGUUCUAAAUCAAAAUGCAUCAAAGGACACAGCAGAACAAUGAAAAUGAUCUUUGUUACUACGGCUGGCUAGACACAUGAUUUUGCCUUAUCUUCUUGCCAUGAGCAUUUCUAAUCAAUCAAAUCAAACUCGGGCAUGUUUUUUGCUGGUCUGCUCUGGUGGAAUCUUUUUGAAAGUGCUUUCUAAAUGCAAUGUCCCAUUCACUUCUAUUGGGCGUCAGCUAGUGGUGGCUUAAGUUGUGACGUUUUGAAGGGAACUGAACCAUGCAUUACUGUUUCUCCUGGCCCAAAGACUACUGGCAGAGUGAGGAGCCUAACAAGUUGUGUAAAAUCCUAAACUAUCCCUUUAAACUCUCAGCCUUACUGUACAACUACUGUACUUAUGAUUUUCUUCAUCCUUGAUAACGGAGGAUCAUUGUCAGCAUUACGUUCUUUCUACUUUGUAGAAAGUAAGUUAAGAGAAGAGGUGUUCAACUAUGAAACUGUUACUGACCCCUGGUAAUAUCCCACACUCACUGUACAAAUAAUUAAUUUAUGAUCAAAGGUUUUAAUGUCAGCAUAGAACCCCACAUUUGAAAGUUAACAAAUUGCAUAUAUAAUGCCUUUUUAAAAUGCUCUUUUGAGACAGAACUUUAGGUAGUUCAGUUUUAUCUAAUCUAUAUAGAUGCUCUUUUGCAGAAUGUAAAUUGAAGUGGCCCGUCUUGUUAUUCAGACUGGUCGAUAUACAAACACUCCCUUAGAUGCGUCUUCUGGAGCGAUAGUUCCACUCAAACAGAAGCUUAUGCCUUGUUUUACUGUGGGUUAUACAAGGACAUUAGGGAUGACUUCUCUUGCCAACUGUCCAGCUAUAAGGAAAUGCUACAUUUGAUCAGGUAACGAUAAUGUAAAUGCAUCAUCCAUCUGUGACCUUUAGAAGUGAAUUAUCUUAUCUACUGUACUUUGUUUUUGUUUCUGCAUAUGUGUAUAGAUGUAUGAUAGCUGAUAGCAAUAAUAUUUAGAUGAUUUAAUGUAUUAUACAGGACGCCAAAGGAAAUGCUGUGCAAUGUUUGACUAUUACUGUCUCAACUCUGCACCACAAUGUGGUUUUUAAAUCCUGUUCUGUAUUUUCAACCAGUUGUGGAGUGACUUUUAUACAUUUUCUAUCUCUAACCUUUGAAUAAAUUGUUCUUAUCUGA
Molecule: messenger RNA, 2170 nt
Organism: Oncorhynchus gorbuscha (pink salmon)
Lineage: Eukaryota; Metazoa; Chordata; Actinopteri; Salmoniformes; Salmonidae
Exons: 6
Coding region: 389-1039 (216 amino acids)
Source: RefSeq, a predicted model, not a curated record